Messenger RNA from Zea mays, 2694 nucleotides. RefSeq lists its product as uncharacterized. The record is from RefSeq and is a predicted model, not a curated record. The coding region runs from base 47 to 271 and encodes 74 amino acids. The transcript is spliced from 2 exons. NCBI's taxonomy places the organism in Eukaryota, Viridiplantae, Streptophyta, Magnoliopsida, Poales, Poaceae.
GGCCAGGUGCCUGCCUCCAUCUCCCUCCUCCACUCGGGUCUUCACGAUGCCGCCGCCGCCACACGACAUCGCACAUCCGCUCUUCUCCCUCCCCUCGCUCUCGGCGGUCGACGUGCGCUCCCCUGGUGCCAUCGCUUGUGCCCGGCUCCCGCCAUCGCUGGCUCCCCGAUGGACCUCGCGGCUAGUGUGGGGCCAUGGAUCCCCGACGGAUCGAGGGUCGCGCCGCCUCAUGAGAAAAAUCAUCUUUUUGGCUCGAACAGAAAAUACCUGAAGCUUCAAUUUGACAUCGUGUAGCAAUGAAUGCGUGCAAGGAAUGCUCUUUUACAUGUUGAGAAUGAAGAAAAAUUAGAUGUCGUGGAGGCAUCCCAAAACAUGUACUUUCCAUUUUGCACAUUUUAGUCCAAGGUUCAAUACAAACUUUCUCAGAAAACUAUCUCAAACACUACUAAUCGUUGUUGGUCUGCAGGGUUUCAAAUUAGGACUUAGCCAUUUUUCCAUCAGCCUGAAACAGCCUAAUAGUCUUACUUUGAUCCCUUGGGAAAAAAUGUUCUUAUUAUUUUGAGUUUUUGACCUAUAGUCAGGUCCAGAACAUACCCCUGACAUCACACUACUAAUCUGGGACAAAAAUAUGUAGUUCUCCAAAAGAAAAUUGUUUCUAAUCCUGCCCUGAAAAUGUUUGCUGAAAUACUAUUUGGUAAGGUUGCUGCAUAGCUAAAAGGUUCUCCAAAUGAAAAUUAUUCCUAAUCCUGCCCUGAACAACAAGAAGGAAUUCUAUGGUUUCCAAAAAUGAGAAUAUGUUUUUUAUUCGUACAUGAAGCUUCUUAUAUGACCCCUUCCCUCGUAUAGGGAGUUUUUCUUUUUGUAUUCAUACGUGAACUAGUAUUUGUUUUUGUAGCAGCACCAUAAGGAGGAUAUUAUUUACUAAUGUAGAAAUGUUUAUGUUUUAGCAGUUGCCUUGUAAUAUUUGUCUUAAAUUUUCGUACUUUCCAGCUUUAGUGGCUCGCCAACUAAAUCUAGCAUGGUUCCCUGCUUCAUAUAACUAAAUCUAGCAUUAUUGUCUUCUUCUAUUUGUUGUACAAGAAAAGAUAGAAUGGAACUCAAAUUUUGGUGGCCUAACAAGUGUGGAGACUUGAAUUCAUAUAUAUUUAGCACAAAUAGUUCUGACCAAGUUUUUUAAUUAGUAUUAGUUUGGAUUUAGAGUACACUUAUGUAUGAGUUAUUCGACAAUGCUUAUUUAUUAGAUAUUGAAUGGUACUUAUCUAUACUAUAUUAAUUAUAAUGUUAUUAAAUAUAUGUUUAUGUAUAUUUCUCUUUCAAAUUAUUAUAAUAUGGUAUCUGAUUAUAAAUUAAAGAAUUUACUGCCAUGUAAAUCAUUUCGUUUAAAAGUACACAAACUCGGUCCUAUAGCUUACUGAGAACUUUCAUGACCUUUAAUUGUUGAUCAGAGAGGGUAGCUUGAUAGUACCAUAGUCUUUAAACCUGUUUUUAGUGUUUAUAUAUAUAUAUAUAUAUAUAUAUAUAUGUGUGUGUGUGUGUGUGUGUGUAUCUACAUAACAUGAAUAGGACAUAAUAAAUAGCUAUAUUUAGCGUGAAGUAUAUAUGAGAAUACAGACUUGGGCCGGCGACAUGGUUGAAGCUCGUAGUUUUGAAUUGUUGGCAUAAUGAUUUGCCAAUGGAUUCAUUGAGCGAGAUGGCACAGCAAGGUGAGUUUCUGAUUGGACUCCUCAAUGAACUAGCAUGUUGGGCUUUGGCACCUGGAGCAGAGUCAUUCUUCAGGUCCCUUCUGUUAGGAAGGAUUUGGAUGCGCUCCUUGUUUGAGUGCUCCAAAUCUGAAAACCAAGCAGGUAAGAAAAUGUAAAGGCAUUGGUCCAAUCAGUAAUUCCAAGCAUAUUUAGGGCACAUGCAUUUAGGAGUCCAAGUGUCCAACAUUGCUAGAUCAAUAAGAAAUAAAGAUUGAUGAUUCGAAAAAAACUGAAGUAGCUUAAAGAAAUUGUUUGAUUGACAAAUUCGGAUAGCUGUACCUUUGAACUUCCUCUUACUUGGAGGACUUUCAGUGUUUCUUCUAUCUACAGGAAUGUCCUCAGGAGGCUUGGAGCCUUCAUGCUGGUCAAUCUUCCCAAGAAGAAAGGUGUAUUGAGACUUCAAAUGCUUCUAGUUUGUCUUCAGCUGAGUGUAAUCGUCAAUUUAUUCUUACUGUUUUCUAUAAACAUAUGUCUGUGGUAGUAAGAAAGAAGGUAGCUACAACAUAAAUAUGUAAUAGAAUAAUGUCCGGACUCCGUAACAUGCUAUUUCUUAUAUGCUGACAUGCUAUUGUGGCUAUUGUGAUGUUGCAGCUGCAACCGAAACAGUAGCCAGCUGAACAUGCUGACAUGUUAAUGCGGGUGGUCAAGGCUCAGGAUUCAGAGCAGAAGAUACACAUAAAUACUGGUGAAUGAUGCCAUCGACGAUGAUGAAAUGAUCAAACGAUGGAUGAUGCCAUCGAUGAAAGAUGGAAUGGAACUCAAAUUUGGGUGGUCGCACAAGUGUGGAGACUUGAAUUUAUAUAUACUUAGUUAGUCUCAAUGUUAGCACAAACAGUUGAUGAGCAAGUUUUCCCAUUGUAUUUUAGUUUGAAUUUAGAGUACAUUUAUGUAAGAGUUAUUUGACAAUGCUUAUUUAUGAGAUAUUGAAUGAUAUUUAUCUAUAUUAUAUUAA